Molecule: messenger RNA, 1768 nt
Organism: Cuscuta europaea
Lineage: Eukaryota; Viridiplantae; Streptophyta; Magnoliopsida; Solanales; Convolvulaceae
Source: the annotation of a GenBank genome assembly
UCAAGAAAUAAAUCUUGUUGUUAUUAAUUCAUUCAUUGAUGAUGUGUCCAGCUAAUAAGACCAUUAUAUUGUUAAAUGCCAAGAGUACAGCUCCGGUACUACUCUUCCUCACUCCUUCUUCUUUAUUAAAGCUACAGCUAAUGCUAUGGGGUUGUAAUUAAUUAAUACCCGGUUCUUCUUAAUAACAUUCCAAUACCCAUCAACUUCUUCUUCCUCCUUUUAAUGCAAUGCCUACACUUCUCAAGCAUCCAAUAGUAAACGGCUGGAUUGUUGAAUUUUAGCCCACCCCUUGAAAUAUACAUACAGUAGCAAUCUUCCAUAUCUGUGAACAUGCAUUUCAAAUCUUUCUCCUUCAACUCCCGGGAAACAAUCAACCCAAGUUUCCACCAUAUAUUGGCCGGAGCUAAGCGAGAUGGUUUGUAUCAAUAUCUGUAUUAUUCUCACAAAAAGUUUCCACCUUUUGGUUCUCACCCUUCUCGUGCUCUUCUCCAUCAAAACAGCAAGUGGCUGUGGAUGUAAUGGCACCGGCGCCGGCGCCGGCGGUGGAAGCAAAUCCAGCCUUAAAACACCUCCCAAGAAUCAUCACCUGGUUUUUGCAGAUCCGAGAAUAGCCAAAGUUUAUCCUGUCAUCCAGAAAUUCAAGAAAACCAUCACCUCUGACCCGUUAGGUGUCACCAAAACUUGGGUCGGCCCAAAUGUCUGCAACUACAAGGGCUUCUUCUGCGAAAGCCCACCUGACAAUAAGUCAGCCAUCGCUCUUGCCUCCGUUGACUUCAACGGCUUCCAUCUCAGAGCCCCGAGCCUCCAUGGAUUUCUUGAUCAGCUACCAGACGUGGCCAUCUUCCACGCAAACUCCAAUCAUUUCUCAGGGAACAUUUCUUCAGAUAUUGCCGCCAAUUUGCCCUACCUUUAUGAGCUUGAUAUUAGUAACAAUAAUUUCUCCGGGGAGUUUCCCGUUUCGAUUCUUGCCGUGAAGACUCUGUCUUUCUUGGACCUUCGUUUCAAUUCUUUCUCCGGCUCUGUCCCGCCGGAGCUUUUCACCAUGGAGCUCGACGCCUUGUUCCUUAACAACAACGAGUUUACCGACGGGCUGCCCGACUUUUAUGCUGCCCGAUAUCACUACCUGUCCUUAGCCAACAACAAGUUCUCCGGUCAGAUCCCGGGCAGCAUCUCGGCGGCAUUGUCGGGGGCUUCCGAGGUUUUGCUCCUUAAUAACACGUUCAGUGGGUGCCUCCCUUAUGAGAUCGGGUUUUCGGAGGACAUUUUGGUCAUUGACGCGAGGAGCAACCGGUUGACCGGACCGUUACCUUUCUCGUUCGGGCAGCUGGAGAAGGCUGAGGUUUUGAGUUUCGCUGGGAACCUGAUGUACGGGAACGUGCCGGAGGAGGUUUGUGGGCUUGGGAAUUUAACGAGUUUGUGUUUGGCGGACAAUUAUUUCAGUAUGAUUGGGCCUGUUUGUAUGGGCCUGAUUGCUAGUGGGGUUCUUGAUGUGAGGAGCAAUUGCAUUCCGGGUCUACCAUUUCAGAGAUCCAUAUACGAUUGUUUAGAUUUCUUUUCUUCUCCAAGAUAUUGUGGUUAAAUAGAUAGAGUGAAAUCAAAAAGAUACCAUGAUGGGGGAUACGUUGGUCUUUUGAUUUGGAAAAUGUUUUGUGUAUAGAUUUUGUAAUAUUUAUGAUACUUUGUUUGGUCACAUUCCAAUAACUGCCACUAUUAAGGAGACCCCUCUUACUCCAUUGAUACUUAUAAAACAUGCUGCUUUGGUUCCAAC